GCCUCUGGCCCCCUGGAGCCCGGUGCUGCCGGCGGGAGGGGAGACGAAGGCUGCAGGGGAGGGAGGGAGGGAGCCGGCCGAGCGGGCGGGCCGCGGCGCUGGAGCGGGCGGCGGCGGCAACGGGAGGAGGGAGGAGGAGGGCGGGCGGCGGCGCGGGGAGGAGGAGGAGGCGGAGACUCUACUUGGGAAUCGGAUAUCGGCUACAAAUUCAAUUCAUCACCAGAAAACACCGCUCGGGCGGGGGGCCGGGUCCAGCUGCCCGGCCGCGGGGCCGAGCGUACAAGGCCGGAGACCCCGGACAGCGGCCUCGCCUCGGGGACCCGGCAGCCGCCUCCCCGCCCCCUCCUUCCUCCCACCAGGGGCUGCCGCCGGAGCUUCUUGCCGCCGCCGCCGCGGGGCUUGUUGUUGACUUUGAGGAAAACUCCUGACGUCAGGGGCUGGCUCUCCGCGACUGGCGGGAGCGGCUUCCCCGCGCCCCGGCCCCUGCUCGCCGCCUCAGCUCCGCGCCCCAACCGGGCGCCCGUCCCCAGGCUGCCCCGCGCCCCUCAGACCCGCGGCGACCCGCGCCCCUCGGCUUCCUCUCGCGAGAACACCUCCCCUAGCAGCCCGCGCUGCGGGGCCGCUGUUCCCGCCGCCGGGAAGUUCUGGGUUUCCCCCGGGCAGGGUGGCCCUCGACGGGGCGCCCGAGGCCCAGGACACCCACCGCGCUGGGACGCCGCGGGGAGUGCGGGCCCGGGGUGAGGUGAGUCGUUCUCACCUGCACCUGGGCGAGGCGGACUCGGGAUCGGUGCAAACCAGAAUACAUUCCCACCAUCUGCCUCAAGCUGCUGCCAUCAUGAUGUGUCCACUUUGAUGACUGUACCCUCAAACUGUGAGUCAAAAUACCUUUCUUCUUCAAGAUGCUUCUCCUGGGUGUACAAGGUUUGUUCUUUUGGGCCACCAACCAGCUCCCAAAUCAUGACACAGAGACUUAUUAGCUAUGAAUUCUCAGUCUUAGCCUCAUUUCUUGCUAGCUUUUAUAACUUAACCUAUUUCUCUUCAUCUAGGUUUUGUCUCAGAGCUAUUUACCUACCUUCCUUCAGUCCUUCCUUUCUGUAGAUCUUACUUUCCUGCUCCUCCAGUCUCUGGCUGGCUGGCAGCUGACUGGCUUCUGACGCCAGGCCUGUCCCUCUCUUUUUCCCUCAUUCUCUUCAUUCUUUCUUAAGCCUAGAUUUCUCCUUCUACUUAUUCUCCCUGCCUGCCAGCUCUGCCUAAC
Messenger RNA from Alexandromys fortis (reed vole), 1255 nucleotides. RefSeq names its product splicing factor, proline- and glutamine-rich-like. The annotation marks the transcript as partial. The transcript is spliced from 2 exons. The record is from RefSeq and is a predicted model, not a curated record. Lineage: Eukaryota; Metazoa; Chordata; Mammalia; Rodentia; Cricetidae.